CCGCCGACGGCGCCUCCGGGGCGCGGGAGGCGGAGACUGGGCAGCCGACGUAGGCGACGAUCAAAGAUGAGGAACUGGGCGGAGCUGCCCCUGGACGUGAUGCUCUACGUCCUCCACAAGCUGGACCACGUGGAGCUCAUGUUCGGCGGCGCGGCCAGGGUGUGCCGCUCCUGGCACGACGCCGUGUGCGAACCCGAGCUGUGGCGCCGCGUCGACAUGUGCGGCCGCUCCCGGCGCUUCCGGGAGACGGUCAGCCUCAACAAGGUGACGCAGCUCUCCAUUUGGUUCAGCGCCGGACAGUGCCGGGAAUUCUUCGGCCAGCAGGACCUCGACAACGACCUCCUCCUCUUCCUGGCCGACCGGUGAGAUUCCUUCCCGUUCGUGAUUCCCAAACUCGCACCUGUACUUCUUGGGAAUCUGGUUAUUUCGUUGUCCGUUCUUCCUUGAUUUGGUACAAAAUGUAUUCUGAGAUUACUGCUACUAGUAAGUUGUACGUGCGAGCUUGGAUAAUCCAAUUACAACCAAU
Triticum urartu is the source of this 526-nucleotide messenger RNA. Its product is annotated as putative F-box/LRR-repeat protein 23. Gene Ontology annotation, molecular function: protein binding. Lineage: Eukaryota; Viridiplantae; Streptophyta; Magnoliopsida; Poales; Poaceae. The record is from RefSeq and is a predicted model, not a curated record.